AUGUUCGAUGAGCCACUGAGCUCCGCCAAGUUCAAUUUUAGAGAAUUUCUUGGCUGCACCAACGUCUCUCUGACAAGGAGAGAGAUGAGAAAAUGCAAGAAAGGAGUGCAGAAGAUGAUCGCAGCUCUCGGUCAAGGAGUAUCUGCAGCUCAUUAUCACUGUCAAGAACAGUUCAAGUACGAACGUUGGAACUGCACGGCGCCGCAAGGCCAGAGACAACCAUUUGGCAACAUAGUCGAUUACAACACGGCCGAAAGUGCGUACGUGUAUGCUAUCACAGCAGCUGCUGUCACCUACUCCAUCAUCCAAGUCUGCGACAAACGCGACGCGAAUCCGAUAUGCGGAUGCAAUAAGACGGAAACGUCUUGGCUCAGCAGCCUCGCCUUUCCUAAACUUUGCCCUACGGCGCUUGAAAGAGGUAUGAUGAUUGCGAGACGAUUUAUUGACGAGAUGGCAGAGGUUUCUGAAAGUGGGAGGCAGGCGGAACGACGGAUGAUCAACCAUCACAACAACUUGGCUGGAUGGAAGGCCGUCAACAACAGCAUAGUAACCGUUUGUCGGUGCUGGGGACUCGUGCAAACGCCUGACUGUCUCAUCAAGGCUUGUUACAAGAAACUGAAACACUUCAAAGAAGUUGCAGCCUACCUCAAAUUGCAUUACAAUACAGCAGUAAGAGUCAGAGCCAACCGACAAGGAACCGUACUGAGAAACCACGAUUUGAACUCCUACCCGUUCACCGAUGGCGACUUCGUCUACCGCCAGAAAACACCAAAUCUUUGUCAGCGCCAUCUAAAUCAAGGCCUGUUGGGCGUACGUGGGCGAGAAUGCAGCACCGACGUACAGCAUCCGACAUACUGCAACACUUUCUGUUGCAACUUUGGAUACCGCACUCAAUAUCCUCUUCUGCGCAAUCUUCUUGAGGAGAACUCUGGAGGACUAGGCUGA
Corticium candelabrum is the source of this 945-nucleotide messenger RNA. Its product is annotated as protein Wnt-7b-like. The transcript has 4 exons. The record is from RefSeq and is a predicted model, not a curated record. Gene Ontology annotation, molecular function: frizzled binding; cytokine activity. Gene Ontology annotation, cellular component: extracellular region. Gene Ontology annotation, biological process: neuron differentiation; multicellular organism development; cell fate commitment. Lineage: Eukaryota; Metazoa; Porifera; Homoscleromorpha; Homosclerophorida; Plakinidae. The coding region runs from base 1 to 945 and encodes 314 amino acids.